AUGGAGGAGGCAGGCGGCCGCCUGGACGCGCAGUACGAGCGCCUGGCGCUGGACACGGCGCUGAGCACCCUGCUGGCCGUGCUGCUGUACGUGGCGGUGAAGGUGAGCGUGGACAGGCUCCGCCACUGGAGGGCGAGGGUCUCGGUGCUGAUCGUGGGGGCUGGCCCCGUGGGGCUGACGGCCGCGCUGGUCGCUGUCCGCUCGGGCAAGGUGCUGAAGCUGACGCUGCUGGACGAGCGCUACCGGGCAGCCCUGCUCUGCCGACCCCAGCAGAUCGCCCUGCAGCCGCGCAGCGUCCGGUUCCUGCUGGCCCUGGGGGUGGAUUUCGAUAACAUGGAGGGCUGCUGGGACAACGAGCACUUCUUUACCCGCAUCGGCGUCUUCCAGGAGCACCUGCUGAGCAUCCUGGAGCAGCAGAAGUACAGGCAGGAGAUCCGGAUCCUGCUGGGCACCAAGUUCUCAGAUGACUUUAUAAGGAAGAGUUUAGCCUCUGAGUGGCCACAAAUAAUUGUGAUAGCAGAUGGAUCCUGCGGAGAAUCAAGCUCAGUUCUUGGAAUCAGUCCAGAUUACAUUGUGGAAUCCUGUAAUGCUUAUGGAGCAAAUGCAGCUAUUGAGAGGCGUGAUCAGAGACAGGUGCCAACUCCAGAGAUCCGUGCUCACAGUCUAUAUUUUGAUCUCUCUGCUUAUGGAAUGGAUAUAUCUUCCACGGGUAAGGAAUCUCUGAAGCCAGGAUUUCAUCUGAAAAUCUAUGGAACAUUCCGUAAUCGAUACAUGGCUUUGGCAUGUCCAGCUUCUGAUUCCAAAGUUGUUAGAUUUCUACGGCAUACUCUCAAUUCCUCAAUAAUGAAGAACAUAUUCCACCAAUCUUUCAAUGCCUACAAGAUGGAUAUUGAACCCAGGGUGAAUGAAUUGACUCUCCAUCAUGUCCAGUGUAGUAGAAGACUCUUUGAGAUCAUGCUUUCUCAUAGGAGGGUAACAGCAGCCUUCAUUGAGGGGGACAAUGUAGUGGUCACUGUGGAAGGAGAAGCAGCCAGAGUGCUGAAUUUCGACACUGGCUGUGGAGUUAAUCUUGGAUUGAGAGGCUUGGAAUCCUUGGAAGAAUUAAUUUACAGGGUUGCUACAGCAGUGGAUCAGAAUGAUAUCUUUGAAGCACUGUCUGCCAAGAUACGACACUCCAAGCAAGUGUCAGAGGAUUUUAAGCAGAACGGAUUAUUUACCACAGUUUUUGAAUAAACAGGUGGAAGGAACGCAAUGCAGCCCUGUGGAGAUCUGGGCCUAUUUAUAGGACAAACAAAAUGAGUGGUAACUGCAUAACUCUGACUGCAAAAAAAAUCCAGGACCUCAAAUUCAGCACAGCUAUCUAAAACUUAAAGGGGUGGCUCAACCGUUUUAGGAUCCAAAGUCACUUUCUCCCCCCCCCCCCC
Trachemys scripta elegans is the source of this 1424-nucleotide messenger RNA. RefSeq lists its product as uncharacterized. Bases 1 to 1233 code for a protein of 410 amino acids. NCBI's taxonomy places the organism in Eukaryota, Metazoa, Chordata, Testudines, Emydidae. The record is from RefSeq and is a predicted model, not a curated record. The transcript has 5 exons.